Messenger RNA from Recurvomyces mirabilis, 1098 nucleotides. RefSeq lists its product as uncharacterized. Bases 1 to 1098 code for a protein of 365 amino acids. The record is from RefSeq and is a predicted model, not a curated record. NCBI's taxonomy places the organism in Eukaryota, Fungi, Ascomycota, Dothideomycetes, Mycosphaerellales, Teratosphaeriaceae. The transcript has a single exon.
AUGGCUCAAGACAGCAUUCGCUCACCUGCAUCCGCGGCAGUCUGUGUCAGCCUUUCGGAGCUUGAAGCAGGUACAGUCUCGCUGGAAACGCUAGAGCAAGCAUUCGGCGAGACAUCUUUGGGAAUCAUCCUGGUCUCUGAUCUACCGGAGAAGUUCACACAGUUACGCAAGAGGCUACUUAGCUACGCGUCGUAUUUGGGCAAUCUACCACAAGACGAGCUGGCGAAGGUCGAGAGGCCGGAGGCGAAAUAUAGUGUUGGCUGGUCUUGUGGCAAAGAAACACUGGCUAAUGGUCGUUAUGAUACUCUGAAGGGGUCGUAUUAUGCUCAGCCCAUUCAUGACGCUGAGCUAGAAGUCAAGGCGAGGAAGUUGUAUCCUGACAAUGUUGAGAUGACUUCGCCGAAUGUCUGGCCAGACGAGAGUGUCCUACCAGGCUUCGAGCAGAUCUUUGAAGAGCUCUGUCAUCUUAUGGUUGACACGGCUGCGUUGGUAGCACGGAACUGCGACAGGUACGGUACAGCGAAGCUCGAAGGAUAUCGGGAGGGCACGUUAGAGAAUAUUGUCAGGACGAGCGUCUCUACCAAAGCUAGACUGCUGCACUACUUUCCUCCACCAGAGGCCAUGACCACGAAGGAGACGCGGCCAGACUCCGCUAUGUCAAUUGAUGACGACUGGUGCGCAACUCAUCUUGAUCUUGGCGCACUUACAGGUCUCACGAGCAACAUGUUCGUCGACGAAGGCAUCCACACUCCACACGCCACGGCUGAUGCAAAUGGCACACUACCUUCACUACCCGAACUAGACUCUCACCCAGAUCCCAAGACGGGGCUUUGGAUCAAGGACCGCUCUGGCCGAACAACACAAGUCAACAUCCCACGGGGUUGUCUUGCAUUCCAGACAGGCCAGGCGCUUGAGCUAAUCACACAAGGCAAAUUCAGAGCUGUGCCACAUUUUGUACGUGGUGCUGCGCCUGGCAAGGGAGGUCACAUUGCUCGGAAUACACUCGCUGUUUUCACGCAGCCAAACUUGUGGGAGAUGGUUGAUGAGAAGCGUCACUUCGCAACAUUGGCACGGGAGAUCCUCAGCGCAGGGUUGUGA